Messenger RNA from Panthera uncia (snow leopard), 1568 nucleotides. It is a transcript of the gene EIF4EBP1, whose product is annotated as eukaryotic translation initiation factor 4E binding protein 1. Gene Ontology annotation, biological process: negative regulation of translational initiation. The coding region runs from base 75 to 431 and encodes 118 amino acids. The record is from RefSeq and is a predicted model, not a curated record. Gene Ontology annotation, molecular function: eukaryotic initiation factor 4E binding. The transcript is spliced from 3 exons. Lineage: Eukaryota; Metazoa; Chordata; Mammalia; Carnivora; Felidae. Gene Ontology annotation, cellular component: cytoplasm.
GGCGGGGCGAGGAGGGACGGGCCUGAGCGGCCGGAGGGCCACGCUCUGGCUGCAGGCACUGCGAGCGGGAGACCAUGUCCGGGAGCAGCAGCUGCAGCCAGACCCCAAGCCGGGCCAUCCCGGCCACUCGCCGGGUGGACCUCGGCGACGGCGUGCAGCUGCCGCCCGGGGACUACAGCACCACUCCCGGCGGCACCCUCUUCAGCACCACCCCGGGAGGUACCAGGAUCAUCUAUGACCGGAAGUUCCUGAUGGAAUGUCGGAACUCGCCUGUGACCAAAACACCUCCACGAGACCUGCCCACCAUUCCUGGGGUCACCAGCCCUACCAGUGAUGAGCCCCCCACAGACACGAGACAGAACCACCUGCGCAACAGCCCAGAAGAGAAGCCGGCAGGUGGUGAAGAGUCACAGUUUGAGAUGGACAUUUAAAGGACCAGCCAUUGGAUUGAGUGAUGCCUCUGGGCCCCUCUGGCCCUUCUUGGGAAGAGUAACACCAGCCAGAUCUUUUGCAAGUUCUAAUCCUGGGCAGGCGUUGAGCUUGGGGCCGGCCAUCCCGGCCCUCUGCUCCCUUACUCAGGGCACCUGCUCCCCCUUCCUCUUCGUGAACACCAGCAGAUACCUCCAUGUGCCUCCAUUCAUGCACCCUAAGGGGAGUGACUCUCAGGAGCACACCCUGCAGCCCAGGGCCAGGAACUGGACAUGGAGGAGCCCUUCUGAAUGAUUGUCCGGCUCUUCCAGCCCCAUCCGCUGGGGGCACACCCACCCCUUCCUUAGGUCGGUGUUGUGGGAAAACUGCCCUCCCCUCCUUCCCUAAGAGAGGAAAUAAAAGCCACCUUCGCCCUAGGGCCAAGAGUUGGCCCCUGUCUGAGCUCUUUUCAACUCCAUGUGGAUAACUAACCCCAACUACAGUUUGCAUGGUGCCUCUAAGCACUUUCCUAUACUUUUCCCAUUGCUUCUCACACUGAACCUGUAAGGUAAGUAGGCUAAGUGUUCUCCUCAUUGUACAGCUCAGAGAAGUUAACAUCACAUACCAGUAAAUGACGGAUGGCACUGGCUUUGAGCUGUGCUGCUCUCCAUCUCUUGUUGUUCAGUGCUGGGUGUGAUUUCUUUUCUGGGCUUUGUCCCCCAAGCCUGUCAAGUGACCCGGUCACCUUCAUUCUGUCGCCCGUUCCCUGCAAGAGUCAAAGGGGAAGAACCUGAACCUUGGCUGAUACAGGCAUGCAACCCUCAUAUUUGUCCAAUGAUCCCUUCAUGUGAGCUGUCAUGGGAGGGCACACACAUGAGACAGGUGCUCUGUUUUGAGGAUUUCACUGACACACAAAAUUCGUCCCUAGGGAAAGGGAGUAUAAAAGAGACUGUAUAGGAUUGGUUAUCAGGGAGUGGUCCGUGCAAGUAAAUGCUUCAUGGAGGUGAUGCUACAGCUGGGUCCUGAGAAGGAGUGGGCUGGGGAGAGGCAGGGGCCCAGAAUUGCCAGGGUCAAGUGAUCUUGGGGAACCAGGACAUACGAGGACGUGACAUCAAGUUGCCCGCUUUAGCCAGAGCAGGUAAUUUGUGUGGGUGAGGACG